This is a messenger RNA of Xiphophorus maculatus (southern platyfish), 2206 nucleotides long. RefSeq lists its product as uncharacterized. Bases 430 to 1278 code for a protein of 282 amino acids. The transcript is spliced from 5 exons. Lineage: Eukaryota; Metazoa; Chordata; Actinopteri; Cyprinodontiformes; Poeciliidae. The record is from RefSeq and is a predicted model, not a curated record.
GUGUGAGUGUGAGAGUGAGAGUGCGUGCGUGUCUGAAUGCGAGCGAGUGUAGUGUUAUUUUAUUAUUUUUAAAGGAACAUCUUUGAAUUAAAGCUGUGUUAGAGUAAAGGAAGGCUUCCGGAGGAGAACAUGUUAACCUACCUGGAGCAUACGAACUCAGAUGAAGUGGUAAAGAAGUAGUUUGCUGCGUACAGCUCAUGAACACAAGACGCAUCUACGCAGUUUAACUAAAUUCGGUUUAACAUCUUUAUCGACAUCGGCUAACCUGAAGUUCAGAUUGAUUUUUUUUUUAUUUUGUCGUAACUAGUAGGUUUUCAAGUAAAAUGCCUUCUGUAGGUCGCUCAGGUUAGCUAAUGAACUUGUAAUCGUCAUUUAAAAGACAUCAAAGUAGCUAAUUAUUGGUGAUAACCAUAAGCUACUUUACAUAAAAUGCUAAAGACACUGACGAAAAAGCUGAGAAGACAGUCACUCAAUGAAAUCCAUCCUUUCCAGCUCAAGAUUUCCUAUCAUGGCAGUGGAGAGGGAGGGGAGAGUGAUGACUCAGAAGGCGAGAACCAGGAGCUCGCACAGAUUGACAGAGAGAGACGGAGAAAUUGUGCCCUCACCCCUUUGGCCACUAGCCAGCAGCACAACCAGGGUCCCGUGUCUCCGGCCCGGUUACGACGCCUCCGUCUUCUACUAGAUGCCAAUCUGGACCGUCACUCAUCAGAGGAAGAGCUGGAGCGGAUCAGCUGCGGCGACAACAGGAAGUGGGUGUCCGGCUUUCCCCAGCGCCACAGCGACCAUCACAGUAGCCCCUCCAGCGAUGAAGAAGUGCGGGACCUGUGUGGCUGUCGGUCGCCCCCGGCCUCAGUCAGACCUCUGGUUGAGCCCGGUGCUGCUUGCCUGGCUGCCUCUCCCAGCCCUGUCCUGUUUAGCUCCAGCCCGCCACGCAACUUGAAACCACCCACAAUGAGGUUUCAGCUCCAGGUGGCUCAGCCACUCGCACGGCCCAUCAUCCUGACCCACUUUGACCAAUCAGCACCUUAUAGAAAGUAUCGGCACAGCUACAGCGGCGAACCGGGGAGACCCAGUCUGGACCUGGAAAAAAUGCAACAGAAAAUGCUGCUUAAGAAGAACUGUGGAGGGAAAACUCGGACAAUGAAGAUUCGGAAUCUUACCGGCAGUCGUCCUCCGUCCAGGUACACCUCUGACCCCGCCAUCUUCGCCUUCCGCUCCCUGAGCACAGCGCCCCCCUGUAGAUCCUUGACUCCGUCCGAGGACCCUCCUUGCUCCUAAGCAGACGUCAUCACCACCUCCACCAGACUCCACCCGAAACCACUUCACCAUCUUCUUCUUUUUUUUUUCUAAACUCUGUUGCACGUGAAGGACUGAGCUUUGGAAAGGUGUUCAUCUAAAGGUGGAACUGUUGCACUCUCAGGUAAUCCCUCCCUGCCCCUUUGAUCUCUGCCGGAGCCAGGACGCGACUCGGCAGAAAUCACUUUGUAUAGUUGUAAUUCAGGAUCAUUCAUUACACAAACAUGGACCAAGAAGGGGUUAACCUCGCUGAAGACUGUUUGGAUCACACACAGAAGGGAAUGAUGCAUGUUAGACAAUCAAGUGGUUCCAGGGUUUCUUCCUAUCUAAACAGAAAAGACUCCUCUAUCCUGUUACUGUUAAACUGAGAUGGCGGUCGCAUUUAUCUGUCUGAAACUACUUCUCUGGAUGUGUUGCUGCAAACACCAUACUGUAAGGUCGCGCUAUAACAAACAUGUAUGACUGUAGUUGAAUAGUCGACUCGAUGACGACUCGUCACUCGUCGGAGUUCCUCGUAUUCUCUUUUCUUGCAUGAAUCCCAGAACUCUGCAGAAACUGAGGUCUGGGGAAACAUUUAUGACUGUAGGGUUGCUGCACAUUUGGCUAAUCUGUUGUUCUGGAUAGCCUACACGUAGUGUGCCAUUUCAGUUUUAUUUUUUAUUUCCAGUAAUGUACCUCAGUUACAUUCUAGGUAGAAGAGGACCACUGGUCUAUCUAAAGAUUACUUAAUGCCUUGAAAUGACAUUCCUGCUAUAUUAAGGUCUGAGGUACUUCCCAUGCCCUGAAACGAGCUCAAACGCGUCACCGCUGUAACUAAGACUUCGCCGAAAUGAAUGUAACAUUGUGACAUGUUUUCGUCCAUUGUUGCACUAAAACACAAUUCAAUAAAUGCUCUGUGGCCUCUUCUUUA